Messenger RNA from Penicillium daleae, 747 nucleotides. RefSeq names its product anticodon-binding domain-containing protein. Bases 1 to 747 code for a protein of 248 amino acids. NCBI's taxonomy places the organism in Eukaryota, Fungi, Ascomycota, Eurotiomycetes, Eurotiales, Aspergillaceae. The record is from RefSeq and is a predicted model, not a curated record. The transcript has 3 exons.
AUGGCGGAGAAUAAGCGCCAGAGUUCCGGUGCGAAAGGAUCUCACAGUUCCGCUGGUACCUCGACUGCGGGCGGAAUGGCGGCGAAUAUGGUUCCCCUGGAGGCCGCUUUGAGUGGCGCGAUUGGUGCUCGUGUUCGCAUCACGACCGCCGCACCAAACGCCUCUACCUUUGAGGGCACACUUUUCACUGCGUGCCCUAUCACGAACCUUGUCGCAAUCAACACAUCCCCCUCGCCGGCAACCGGAGAUGCGAAGCAGGCCCAGAGCGGCGAUUACCAUGUCAUUCCAGUUUCCCGAAUCCAGGCGUUCCAACUGCUCGCUCUUCCUUCAUCCAACUCCUCCGAUUUGCCGUCGUUCACCGAUGCGCAGCCCUCGAUCCAGGCCCUUGAUAUCCGUGCGCUGAAGGCACGCGAGGCCAAGGCUAUCGGUGAGGCAAUGGACCGUGAAGCCCGUCGUGGAAAGGGUGUUACUCGCGAGGCUCAAGAUCUCUUUGAUGCUUUUAGUCGGACUAUGCCCGCUCAUUGGAAUGGUCCUCAUAUCGUGGUUGCGGAUGCGGUUAGCAUUAGCCCUCCCUACCGGGUUGAUGAUUGUCGUCCAUUGGUAGAGGGCAACGAGGCUGCGCUGGCUCGAGUACGCAAGGUGCUCGAGAUGGAACGUAAGAAGAUCGAGCUCCGUAAUGCGAGCGCAACUAUUGGAUCGACCAGUACUUUCACCCGCCAUGCUGGUGACCAGCGCAAAGGUGGAUAA